Molecule: messenger RNA, 2493 nt
Organism: Ophidiomyces ophidiicola
Lineage: Eukaryota; Fungi; Ascomycota; Eurotiomycetes; Onygenales; Onygenaceae
Product: 1,2-dihydroxy-3-keto-5-methylthiopentene dioxygenase
Exons: 4
Coding region: 1-2493 (830 amino acids)
Molecular function (GO): protein binding
Source: RefSeq, a predicted model, not a curated record
AUGGCUGGUAACGGAGAGAUGGUCGGAGGAAACAUGGACGGCAAUAUGGGUGGGCAGCCGCAAGGGACAGAAUACACGCUACAAGGAGUCAUGCGAUUUCUCCAAUCCGAGUGGCAUCGACAUGAGCGAGAUCGCAACGCGUGGGAGAUUGAGCGAGCAGAAAUGAAGUCGAGAAUCGGCAAACUGGAGGGGGACGCUCGCACCAGCAAGCGCUUGCAAGAGUCAUUGGGGAAACAUGUUAAAAUUCUCGAGAUCGCAUUGAAGAAAGAAAGGGAGAAAUUGAAAAAGGUUGCGGCUGGGGCAACCGUGGAACUGAACGUUGACUCUAAGGAGAUAGCCAAAGAGAGCCUGAAAACGGUCGAGAAAGAAUUCCCUAAACAAGGCAACAUCGCUCCAGACAUCGAUUCGGAAAAUCCAACUCAUUCAGCUAUGCAUCACGACACAGAUCGGGAUAAAUCGCGAAAUUUUCUUGGAAAAUGCUCACAGGAGGUUGCUUAUCACGUUAUCCCUGGUUACCAUCCUCCUCUCGACCUGCAUGAACCCCCUGAAAUGUUCCGCGUUCGACACCACCUACAGCAGCGACAGUCCAUGGAGGAGCCCUAUUCUCAUCAACAGCCUCAGGGACAGAACCAGUCGCCUCAACGGCACCUGAAACAGCCGCAACCCACCCCUGCCAGUAUGGUUAGAGAGCCCUCUAUUCCACCGCACAUGAUAUCCAGCUAUGAAGAUUCCAAUAACUACAUUGCUUCAAACCGCCAGGCUCCUGGAGUUCCUCGAGACGUUUUGAACAGAGCAUAUGAACCUCAACGUGCCCCUGGAUCAUCUUUAGAUGAACAAAAGGCAAUGUUUGAAGAUUCUGUGCCUUCAGACGAAGGCAAUCGAGGGACAGAAGAACAGCCCGUCGAACCACCCAAGAAACUACUAGACGAACAACUAGACCGCGCUUCUAAUGAAAUCCUAGUUGAUGAAGCCGACGGCUGGAACUUUGAUGAACCUCCCUUAGAUGAAGCACGUCCAACUCUACGACCAGACCAAGAUGCUUUCCCCAACGCAAACUUCGUUGCUGCCAAAUCGCCCCCUCGAGCUGGGCCUGGGUCUCAUCGACGUAAAAGCUCUGGUUCUAGACGGCGGAGCGAUGUAACUCUUGAUCUUAAGGAAGGAACCGGGGCAGAAUCGCAACGACUGGAGCCAUCUAAUUUCAAAGUUCGAUUCGCUUUGCGUGGUCAUUUGGACGUUGUUCGAUGCGUCAUUCUUACCGGUGGGGGGAGUCCAUCAGAGCCCGAGGUUUGCACUUGCGGUGACGACGGAACCAUCAAACGGUGGACUCUUCCAGCAUCUUAUGGGAACUUUGGUCCUAACAAUACAUCAUCAAGCAGUGAUCUAGACAUUUCCAGUUACUUUACGCAUAGAGGUCAUAAUGGCUCGGUCACCUGCCUAGCAUCGUCCCCUCCGUCUCGGGAUUUCUCGAAUGGUGGGCGAGCACUUGGCGAUGGUUGGGUAUUCUCAGGUGGCCAAGACGGCACUGUUAGAGUUUGGGAGCGUGGAAGAAUUGAUUCAAAGGCGACUCUUGAUGGACAUACGGAUGCCGUCUGGGCUCUUUGUGUUCUGCCAGGCACCUCUGGUUCAAUUCUGGGCGACCGAAGUAGCCUGUUCGGGGGCUCGGAUCGUAUACUACUUGCCUCCGGUGCCGCCGAUGGAAAAAUCUUAGUAUGGGCGGUGAGUUCACCACCGCAGUUGAGUUCUCCACAAGCUGGCUCGAGAAGGGUGGGGGGAAGUAGAAGGGCGAAUUCCAUUUCGUCAGGAUCGAAUUUCCCAUCCACACCACAGCCAAGCACCGCGACAACAACACCGUUUCAUUAUACCUUGGUUCACCGAAUAGAUCGGGUCGACUCGCCCUCGCCAACGUGCAUCAGUCCAUUGUCUUUGGCUGGCGUAAAUUUCGUCGUUUCAUAUAAUGAUGCUUCUAUCCUCGUAUACGAUACGCGAACUGGGGAGCAGGUUGUUGGCAUGGCAAGCCAGGAGACUUAUGACGGAACACGUUCUACUGGUAUCAAUUCUGUUGCUGCUAGUACCGUUGGCUUUGAUGGCACCGUUAGCUUGGAUCCAAAUAGACCACUCGCAGAAGAGGAGACUGUUGUCCAUGGUGCAACAGGUACCAGUGGAGGUGUAGAAGGCGUCAUAAUUAGUGGCUACGAAGACCGUUAUAUACGGCUCUUUGAUGCCAAUAGCGGUCAAUGCACCUACACGAUGCUAGCUCACCCUGCUGCCAUAUCAUCAUUGUCAUUGUCUCCUGAUGGAAGAGAACUUGUUUCUGCUGGACACGACGCAAGCCUUCGCUUUUGGUCUUUGGAAAAACGAAGCUGUACCCAGGAGAUCACAAGUCACCGACUUAUGCGGGGCGAAGGGGUUUGUUCCGUUGUUUGGAGUCGGGAUGGACGAUGGGUCAUCAGUGGAGGUGGUGAUGGCGUCGUCAAGGUCUUCACAAGGGCUUAA